AUGCAUACAUCAAUCCUCACGCUGGGCCUCGUGGCCUUCUUCCAAGGUGCCACUGCUUCAAAGAACAGCUCCCACUCCGGAUACUCAAUCACCCACACCUACGACUCUACCAACUUCUUCGAGGCAUUCGAGUUCUUCAACGAGAAGGAUCCUACCAACGGAUUCGUCGAGUAUAUCGAUGCCGACACUGCCAACAGUGAGGGUCUGGCUGGUUUUGUCGACGGUCAGGUCUACAUGGGUGUAGACUACAAGACCAAAAACCCUUCCAAGGGUCGCAAGUCAGUUCGAGUUACUUCUCACGACUCUUUCACUCACGGCCUCUUCAUCGCCGAUAUCGCCCACAUGCCUGGCAGUAUCCCUGGUGUCUGGCCCGCCUUCUGGAUGUUCUCUUCUGGAGGUACGUGGCCCGACGACGGUGAAAUAGACGUUCUUGAGGGCGUCAGCACUCAGACCGAGAACAAGAUCACUCUUCACACUGGACCUGGCUGCAAGAUCACCAACGAUGGCAGCGACCAAAGCACCACUCUCGUCAAUGACAACUGCAACGCUGGUGGCGCGAGCGAGGGUUGUGGUCAGUGCACAGCUGAUAACCAGAACUACGGCGAUGGCUUCAAUGACAUUGGCGGCGGAGUCUACGCUACAGAGUGGACUUCUGACUAUAUCGCUGUCUGGUUCUUCCACCGCGGCCGCAUUCCCCAAGACAUCCAAUCUGGCAACCCUGAUCCUUCAUCAUGGGGAAAUCCCACUGCAAAGUUCAACGGAGGCCAGGGCUGCAACAUUGAUGAUCACUUCAGGAACAACAACCUCGUCUUCGACACUACCUUCUGUGGUGACUGGGCUGGCUCUCCUGACGUCUGGAACAAGAACCCUGAGACCGCAUCACUGGGAGAGUGCAACGACUAUGUUGCCAACAACCCUUCUGCCUUCAAGAACGCCUACUGGCUUGUAAACAGUAUCAAGGUCUACAGUCAAGACGGUUCCAACGGUGGUGGUAACAAUGGCGGUAACAAUGGAGGCAACGGUGGAAACAGUGGCGAGGGUAACAGUGGUGAAGGCAACAGCGGAAGCGGAAACUCGGGUAAUGGCAACUCUGGCAACGGUAAUACUGGUGACAACAACAGCGGAAACAACAACUCCGGCGACAACAACUCUGGUGAUAACAACUCCGGUGACAACAACAGCGGCAAUGACAACUCUGGUAAUGGCCAAAGCGGUAACGGUGAUGCGUACAACGGCGGAAACAACGGUGAUGGUCAGACAUACGCUCCUCCUGAGAACCAACCAAGCCAAGACGGCGGCAAUACCUGGUACGUCCCUACCGGCGAUCAACAACAAACCAACCAGAACGGCGAUAGCUCCAGUUCUGGCAACGAGCAAAGCCAAAGCUACGACAAUGGCCAGUACCACGGUCCAGCAGCACACAGCAAGAGCCGUGUCCACAGCCAUGGCGGCAGCCACAGAGGCACAACAAGCUGGGACGGAAAGGGCUGGCGAGUCAGUUCCAGACGAUCCAUGCCCAAGCGACACAUCGCAUGA
Molecule: messenger RNA, 1536 nt
Organism: Fusarium venenatum
Lineage: Eukaryota; Fungi; Ascomycota; Sordariomycetes; Hypocreales; Nectriaceae
Product: concanavalin A-like lectin/glucanase domain-containing protein
Biological process (GO): glucan catabolic process
Molecular function (GO): hydrolase activity, hydrolyzing O-glycosyl compounds
Source: RefSeq, a predicted model, not a curated record